AUGUCACGCACGGGCAGUACACGAUCCAACCCACUCAAAUCUUUGCAUUCUGCUCAGAUGGAUCCAUCGGUGCAACCCUUCUAUUCACACGAAACCCUUACUCAACCACGUCCCAUGUUCACGCAGCAGUCUCCUUAUCUUCUCCCAAUGCCGAGCCAACCAGCUCUCCCUUCUUAUCCCUCACAACAACUGGAGAUGUCCCAACAAGCUCCCAGCAACACUUCAUUGCCUUUCCCACCCCGCCCUCAAAUGACUGGCCCAACUGUUCCAAACCACAGCCCGGAGGCACUCGUUGCAGAUAUGUGGAAAACUUGUCCCGCACUUUGUGCUUCAAUCCGUCAUGACUUCGAUGUCAACACCAUCUUCCAUCCAUCUCUUAUUGCUCUUCAUGGAGAAACGUUACUCCGCCUUGCCGCAAGCCAGAUUGCCAUGCAAAACCAGGCCACGGAGAUGACACAUCUGCGCAACGAUCUUUCAGCGAAGCAAUCAUUACUUGAAGUCAACGCCGCUUCAGUAAAGGAUCUACAGACCAAGUUCGUGGCCCAGCAAAGUGAGUUGAAUGAGAUCAGACGCCUCCUUGAGCAACAGCCACGGUCUCUUACCAAUUCAGAUGCCAUCGGAAAUGGACAGAUACGACAAUCACGUAGCCAAGAGGGUGGCAUCACAAAGCAGGGCGCCAUUGCUUCACCACUUACCCCAGUGUCGUCAUUGACGGAGCUCGAUGGCCCCAUCCACAAAUUCUACAAUCGCUCGGUUGCACUACCACCUCUGAAAGUUAUUCUUGCCCCAGAUCACGUUAAUGAGAAAGAAGAAAAGCAUGGCUAUGGCCAUGCCGAAACUCAAGGUCCUAGCUUUGAUUUCGAUCGUGCAGAAGAUUGCACAUCUACCCACCUAGCUAAACAGCGACCAGAUCAACCGUGUCCCAUACCUCCAACGACCGAAACCGCCACUAUCUUCGAGCCUGACGCCUCUGCUAGACCUGUAGUCUCAGUCGUCACCCGAGAGCAGAAACUCGUUCCUCGAGACAAUGAAGUAGCUAAAACGACGGUCGAGCCUUCGCCAAAUCAACAUCAGGCAUCCGCUGUGAGGACUGAGAAACCGCCUGCCCCAAUCAAGAUCAUGACGAGGCAGGAUAGCAACGAGUCUACCUCACAGAAAGCUGAGCAAGCGGAAACAACGACGAGUUCAAUGCCCAACGAAGUAGGUAAGACGACCUCUGCUACUCCCUCGAGGACCGAAUGUAAUAACGACGUUCACGACAAACGACCCACGGUUUCAGCCAACAAACCAGUGAGCUAUGCAGCGGCUGUACGAACAACGCCAGUCAUGCCUCCGAAAGAUGAAUCCUCCAGCAUGCAGCCACCUUCCGACCGGACCAGCAGCUCGCCAGUCCCAGAUCUAGGUUUCACACUCGAACCCCUCCCAAAGCCUACCAUGCAGCAAGUUCAGUCUCAGCACCAGCAGGCUCAAUCCCCACAGCAGCAAGUUCCAACACCGACAUCCGAACCCCAACAGGAAGUUAUCCCCUUCAACUUCGAGGUGUGGAGACAACGAAAGAUUGCUGCCGGAACCUGGAAAGAUCGAAGCAACAAUCAUCAUCAUCCGCACAACGUUGCUCCAGAUCAGCGCUCGAACCACCCGAACCAUCCGUCCCAACACCAGCGACCAUACCACACAAACUACCGGGGACGCGGCGGACGUUUCCAUCAACAGCACCACCACUACAAUGGCAACAACGAGAAUCUCCGUCGCAGUCCACUGAGCCACGAGGAGCAGAGACAAGCAUGGUUGGCUUGGAAACAAGAUUGUAUCGAUCGCGGGACGUGGAAUCCGAAACACCCUUUCAGGGCGGCGUGGAAGAAUGAAUAG
Messenger RNA from Endocarpon pusillum Z07020, 1869 nucleotides. RefSeq lists its product as uncharacterized. The record is from RefSeq and is a predicted model, not a curated record. Lineage: Eukaryota; Fungi; Ascomycota; Eurotiomycetes; Verrucariales; Verrucariaceae. The coding region runs from base 1 to 1869 and encodes 622 amino acids. The transcript is spliced from 2 exons.